CAAAGGUCAAAACCACGUUCUAGCCGACCCACAUGCAUAAAUAGACCGAAAAUAUCCAGCUUUCAACGCAUUUUAAACAGUCACAAAUAUGAAAUCUAUUUUUGUGUUUCUCUUGUUCUUUGUCGUGGCUCCAAAUCCAUGCUCAGCAGCACCCUCUACCACCAUUUCCCCUGCCAAAAAUUCUACGUGCCCAUUGGACAUGAAUUAUGUGCCAACUGUCCCUUGGAACUCCUCUAGCUGCCAUAACUUCCAACCUUUGGCAUCCAAAAACGAAACACACACUAGUUUUUGUUGCAAAAAUCUGUUAUCCCUCUUUGGCAUAGCACUUGCAAAACGCCUUAACAAAGAUUCUCUUUUUCAUCUUCCCAACCUUCCUACCUCCAUCUCUUGUCUUCAAGACUUCCAAUCCAAUCUUACUUCCUUCUCACUUCCCAAUAACCUUGUGUCCACCUGCUUUGACCCACUUCAAUUUGUUAUCACUCCCAACAUCUGUGCUCAAAUUCAAUCUGAGCAAGAUUGGCUCAGCAAGGUUGGUCCUACUUCAACAGCACUGAUUAACAAUUCCUGUAAACCAGACCUCACUGAUCUUACUCGUUGCAAUGCAUGUGUGACAGAGGGGUACAGAGCUCAGCAGAUGCUGACUGCUAUUGAUGGUAAUACCUCACAUUCCCAAGAUUGCUUUUACUUCACAACACUAUAUAUUGCUGGAGUUGUGAAUGACUUUGGGCCUGAAAGCAAAGGUGUUUUGUCAUGCAUUUUUCUUUUGUCGGUUAGCACACAAGUUGAUACCAGAAAGGACAAUCAUGCUCUUGUAUUUGGGUUAGCUGGAGCUUCACUUGGACUCCUAGUUAUCAUGUCUUGUUUUGUAGGAUUGUAUUUCUGGUACAGUGGGUGGGUGAAGAGAAAAAAUAUUGAAAAUUUGCUAGCCUAUUCUGAUCCAUUGGAACAAAGGCCCAGCCUAAGCUUGAGACAAUAUGCAGGGUUAAUUUGGUUCAAGUUUGAGGACCUUGUGAAGGCCACCAACAAUUUUUCACCCCAGAACUUCAUAGGGAGAGGUGGGUUUGGGUUAGUUCAUAAGGGAAUUUUACCCGAUGGCACAAUGGUUGCAAUUAAAAGGAUUGAAGAAUCUGACUAUCAAGGAGAUGCUAAGUUCUACAGUGAGGUGGGGAUCGUUAGCAACUUGAAGCACCGCAAUCUGGUGCCGCUAAGAGGGUGUUGUGUAGUUAAUGAGGAUGAGAAUUCUGAGUACAGAGGAAGGUAUCUUGUUCAAGAUUAUAUGCCAAACGGUAGCCUUGAAGACCAUCUCUUCCCAACCAUGGACAAUCAAAAUGCAAAGAAAUCGCUGACUUGGCCUCAAAGAAAAAGCAUAAUCUUGGAUGUGGCAAAUGCGUUGGUUUAUUUGCACUUUGGAGUUAAACCUGCAAUUUAUCACAGAGAUAUCAAAGCCUCCAAUAUACUGCUUGAUGCAGGUAUGAGGGCAAGGAUUGCAGAUUUUGGACUAGCCAAAGAGAGCAGUGAUACUAGGUCUCAUCUAAGUACUAAAAUUGCUGGAACACAUGGAUAUCUAGCCCCAGAAUAUGCACUCUAUGGUCAGCUAACUGAGAAGAGUGAUGUCUAUAGCUUUGGUGUGGUUGUUUUGGAGAUAAUGUGUGGAAGAAAAGCUCUUAGCUUUUCUUCAUCAGGAGCACCUGAAUUCUUGAUCACAGAUUGGGUUUGGUCAUUGAUGAAAUCGGGAAACAUAGAAGAGGCUUUUGAUGAUUCUAUCUUAAUAGAUGGAAACUCUACUAGAAACAAAAUGGAGAGAUUUUUGCUGGUAGGAAUUCUGUCUUCUCAUGUGAUGGCUGCUUCAAGGCCAACAAUUUUGGAUGCUUUGAAGAUGUUAGAAGGGGAUAUCGAGGUUCCACCAAUUCCAGAUAGGCCAAUGACUCUUGGGAACUAUAUGUUUUCCAAUGGUGAUUGUUUCGGGAUGAGCUCAGAAUGUGGGUUCCAGAUAUUUGCCUGAAGGAGAUAAAAGAGCAUUAAAGAAAAGAGUUAGACCAAGGUACAGCUCUAUGUCCAUGCACUUGUAAGUUCUGAUUUGUUAAAAGCCACAAUUAGCAGCCUUUUUAUGCUUAGACACAGACAAAUUUGAUGAGUACAGGUUUAAGAAUCUAACUGUUAUAAAGGACAAGUCUCCUAGGGACAUAAGAUCACAUUAUGCUGCAUCUUAUGGCACUUGUUAUGUCUUUGAAUGUCUUAGGAGCUAUUUUUGCCUAAAGCCCCCCAAACCAAUACAGUAAACGUAGUU
This is a messenger RNA of Gastrolobium bilobum, 2287 nucleotides long. Its product is annotated as probable receptor-like protein kinase At1g11050. Gene Ontology annotation, biological process: protein phosphorylation. Bases 89 to 2002 code for a protein of 637 amino acids. Gene Ontology annotation, molecular function: protein kinase activity; ATP binding. NCBI's taxonomy places the organism in Eukaryota, Viridiplantae, Streptophyta, Magnoliopsida, Fabales, Fabaceae. The transcript has a single exon. The record is from RefSeq and is a predicted model, not a curated record.